AUGAAGGACCUUUUCCAGGAAAUCUCGCUGCCGGCAGGCGGCUCGUACAAACAGCCGCUGGGACUAUUCAUCAACAACGAAUGGGUUGCAUCGUCAAGUGACGACACCAUUGAAUCUAUCGAUGCAUCCACGGGCGAAACCAUCGUGGCGGUCCAGGCCGCCGACGCCAAAAUCGACGUUGACAAAGCCGUCGAAGCGGCCCGUAAAGCGUUCCCCGUGUGGAGAGACACACCUGCGUCACAAAAACGAGACCUAUUGCUCAAGUUGGCGUCAUUGGUGGAACGGGACGCAGAACAGCUUGCCAAGGUCGAAUCGCUCGACAGUGGCAAACCCUUCGAGUCCAACGCCAAAGGCGACGUUUUGGCUAUCGCAGAAGUGCUCAAGUAUUACGCCGGAUGGGCCGACAAGGCCCAGGGCCAAUCUUUUAGUCCCAACCCAGACACCUUGACCUACACGAUCCAUCAACCUUUGGGGGUCGUUGGGUGCAUUAUCCCCUUCAACUACCCGCUGGCAAUGAUGGCGUGGAAAUGGACCGCGAUCGCUACCGGCAACACCACCGUGUUCAAGAGUGCCGAACAAACGCCGCUCUCUAUUCUUUUUUUCGCAAAUCUCGCCAAAGAAGCCGGUUUCCCACCGGGCGUGUUCAACGUCUUGUCCGGCACAGGCGCCAAAGUUGGUGACGCCAUGGCCAAACACUUGGGCGUUGACAAAAUCGCUUUCACCGGAUCUACUCCUGUGGGCCAAUUGAUUCAACAGUCUGCUGCCGUGAAUUUGAAACCCGUCACAUUAGAAUGUGGUGGUAAGUCACCCAACGUUGUGUUUGAAGACACGGAUUUCGAAAAAGCCGUCAAAUGGACCGCUGAAGGUAUCUUCAAUAACAUGGGUCAAAUAUGUUCCGGUACUUCCCGCUGUUUUGUUCAAGAAUCCAUUUAUGACAAGUUUGUGGACGCUUUGGCCAAACAUGUGGAAAAGAACUUUGUUGUAGGUCCACCUACGGAUCCCAACGUGAAAGUUGGACCUCAAAUUUCCAAAAAACAACAGGAGCGCAUUCAGUACUAUAUUCAAAAGGGUGUUGACGAAGGUUGUCGGGUGGUACUUGGUGGCACUGGAUUGCCUGACCAAAUCGCUCAAUCUGACAAAUACAAAAAAGGCUUUUACGUCAAGCCCACCAUCUUGGCAGACAUUACUGCUAAUCACACUGUAGCACGCGAAGAGAUCUUCGGACCUGUAAUAGUUGUGGGUAAGUUUUCCACUUACGAAGAAGCUCUUCACAUUGCCAAUGAUUCCACCUACGGUUUGGGAUCCGCUGUCUUCACUCGCGAUAUCACCAAAGCUCACAAAUUCGCUUCACAAGUCGAGGCAGGUAUAUGCUACAUCAACUCUUCAAACCUUCUAGAUUUUGCAUUGCCAUUUGGCGGAGUGAAAAUGAGCGGCCAUGGACGUGAAUUAGGAGAAUACGGACUCACAAACUUCACAAACGUGAAGGCUGUUUACGUGAACUUGGGCGAUUAG
Lachancea lanzarotensis is the source of this 1512-nucleotide messenger RNA. RefSeq names its product LALA0S03e04038g1_1. The record is from RefSeq and is a predicted model, not a curated record. NCBI's taxonomy places the organism in Eukaryota, Fungi, Ascomycota, Saccharomycetes, Saccharomycetales, Saccharomycetaceae. Gene Ontology annotation, molecular function: aldehyde dehydrogenase (NAD+) activity. The coding region runs from base 1 to 1512 and encodes 503 amino acids. The transcript has a single exon.